Messenger RNA from Aspergillus fijiensis CBS 313.89, 990 nucleotides. RefSeq lists its product as uncharacterized. NCBI's taxonomy places the organism in Eukaryota, Fungi, Ascomycota, Eurotiomycetes, Eurotiales, Aspergillaceae. Bases 109 to 756 code for a protein of 215 amino acids. The transcript has a single exon. The record is from RefSeq and is a predicted model, not a curated record.
GCUGAGGUGUUUCCCACUUUCUGCCCGGUUCUUUCAGAGCGUAACCGUGGAACGUCUCGGGUGCGAUGGAAUCUCAAUAGCAAGAAUAACGAUGGCGUAGUCGAGUCAAUGAGAAGCGAUGCGAGCGAAUACGAACCUGCGGAGGCGCUAAGGAGCAUCAGAGUCAGCAAGCAUGUCUUACUGAUUCGCAACGGCAGCUCUCGUCAGCGAGGCGGAGCGGGCCAAAGGGUAGAGAAUCUCAGGACCGUCCGGAGCAGGGAUAAAAAUGGCAUUUGGGGGAGAGAGGGGAGAGGGGGGCGGGGCCAAACCUGGAGGGUAGAGCAAUCAGAUAAUCCGAUCACCGAUGAUGAAGAAGGGGGGCCGGAAGAGGGUUCCACAAUCUCGACCGGAGCGUGUCGCAGGUUGAAAGGGAAUGGGAAAGUGGAUGGGAAAGUGGAUGAAGGAAAGAGGAGUCGAGAGGGGGUACGAGUUUCCCCCAAGUCCCUCAAGUUACUCGAGUUCACACCUUCAGGGGGGGGGUUCAAUUGGUACCGCCUCCCAUUCCAGCCUGGCUUUGUAGGUAAUGCUUACGGUAUCAUACGGCUCCAUACGGCCCCCAAACAUCGUCCCCAAGGUACAUUCCUGCUGAGCAUGAGUCAAAUACCACAUAUCUUACAGUACAGUACGGAUACUUGGCUGACGAAGGGAGACUCCGCCCCCUUGCGAAAAGGAGACGCCCCCUCAACUGACCCUCAACUGACCACGCUGGCCUUUUAAAGAGGCAAUCUUUCCCUCUCCCAGACUGUCUGAUCUGAAAGCAGUCAACCCUCUCCAUCUUAUUACUUUGGCUACCUUUGUGGACAGUUGUCCUCUUCCCAUUUCCUCCCCCAGCUUCCGUUUUGGGUCCAACCAACCAGAACGUUGCUGGUCAACCACCUGGCCCCUCCCCCAGACCCGGCUUGUACCGUGAUGACACCGUGGCCUCUGUCCCUGUGACCUGGGCAAAAAAAA